AUGACCAGUGAGGAUGAUGCGCGGGCGGAGGCAGAGCGUAUUCAGGCUGAGCGACGUGAAUAUGUGAAGAAUAUCGGGAUUGAGUAUCGUUUCGGGUGUUAUGAGGAAAAACGACCAGAAUCGUGUCAGCUGCUAGCCGAAUAUAUGGAAGCGAUCGAGAAGAACACCAAAGCAGCCUUUCAGCUGUUCAAAAGCAAUUGCGACCAAUACGACUACCCGAAAAGUUGCUACAAGUAUGCGAUGUACCUGCUGGCCGGGAAAGAGUGUGAGCCAAGUCUGAAGAAAAUGAUCGAGCCGUUGGAAAAAGCGUGCGAGGCGAAUAUUCCGGGUGCGUGUCGAUAUUUGUCGUUGGUCUAUUGGAACGGUGAGCCGGAUCGUGUGGCCGACUCGGAAAAGGCGGAAAAAUUUAUGAAAAAAGCGUGUGAGCUGGAAGACUCGCAGGCAUGCUGGCUGCUGAGUACAUGGUUCAUGGGUCCUACACAGAAAUUUGUGCAUGCCUCCCCUGUGAAGAAUGAGGAUAAAAGUAGAAUUGGCCAAUUGCCAAGGCGUAUGGAUCUCGCCUUAGAGUACGGUAUAAGGGCAUGCGAUCUUCAGGUGCCCCAGUCGUGUGCGAACGUAGGAAGGAUGUAUAAACUAGGUGAUGGUAUCGAUAAAGAUCCGGACAAGGCGAAGGAGUUUUUGGAGAAGGCGAAAGCGAUUAUGACGAGUAUUAAGGAACGAGACCAGCAGACUGGGUUCACUGGUUAA
This is a messenger RNA of Anisakis simplex (herring worm), 747 nucleotides long. The record is from the annotation of a GenBank genome assembly. Lineage: Eukaryota; Metazoa; Nematoda; Chromadorea; Rhabditida; Anisakidae.